GUCCACUACAGUGGUCAAGGCUACUUGUUGCUCGCGGUACCAUUUUAACUACACAAAUAUCAGAAGAGAUUUAGAAUUGUUGGGCAAAAAAUGUUUAAAAGCACAUUAAGGGUGAAUAGUAAUCUCUGACGUAAUUAAUCUCCAAAAUGUUUAAUAGUGGACAGAAACGAGUGUCUUUAAAUUCGACCAGUUCAACUGUUAACGAAUCUUCUGUCAAUAUCACGACAAAUUUUAAAAGCGUUGAAGCAAUCUUAUCAGCUGAUUCGGAUGAAGACGAUUUAAAAAACCUCAUCGAGGACGACUCCUUCUUGAGAAAUGUGUCUCAUAAUGAUUCUGUCUUCCCAGAAUCGACUGAUUUGGGAAUCAUUAACCCCAAAAGAAUUUCUGGAUCCCAAAUAAUGUCCGACAUCGAUAAUUUAAGAAAAGGGCCAAUGCCAAACAUACCCCAAACUAAAAAGUUCAACGAAAGUAUUGCAACUCUGUCACAGAUUCUAGAGAAACCUUCCAAGGAAAUUACAAUCGAUGAGCUCGCUGAAUGUCUGUACUUCACUUUGCAGACUGAUCACAAUUCCUCUUCGGAUCACUCGAGCGAGAGAGACAGUUUCCUCAGUUUUGCAGAAAUUUCAAAAUUAAGUGAUACCGAUUCGAUUAAUACUGGAUACAAUACUGGAAUGGAAUUAAACUCCAUCGCCAAGGAGCUAAGAAGAAUGUCUCAACUGAAGAAAAAUAUCGAGUGCGAAUCUUCACCCGAUUGGCACUCAACAAUUUCAGAAACCCCAAAAAGUACUUUCAAGUCGAAUAAAGCGGCACAGAGUUCGAAUGGGGAUACAAAGAAGGAAUAUUUUCCUAUGAUAAAUUUAUCCGGAAAUAGAAAAUCCAGCGAUACAAUUAGAACUUUCGCUCAUAUUUUAAACGAGUCCUCGAUGGAAAUUGCAGUCAAUGAGUUCUCUCAUGUUUUUCUCGACACUUUGCCGACUGAUUACAGUUACGUUUCGCAGGACUCGAGCGUUGAAGACUUUAAUAAUACGGCGAAGGAUUUGGAUUCAAUCAUCAGGUUGUUAAGAACUGUGUGUCGACCGGAGAAAAAUAUAGAAAGCGAAUCUUCACCCGAUUGGCAUUGUUCUUUAACAAAGAUAAUUAAAACACCAAUAGAUACUUUCAAACCGAAGAAAAUUUCGAAUGAGCGAAAAAGGAAAGAAUAUUUCCCUUCGCCUUUGUUUUCUAAUUAUGAAGCGCCCAAGGAGGAUCUAAAUUUGCAGAAAAAUAGUAGAGAAGCAGUCACUUUUCACGAGAAAAACUUAUUUUCUAGUGAUUUGAGGUCACCGAAAAUAAACUCAGUUGGUAUCGAUUCGACUCAUAUUCCUUCAGUUUCACAGUUGAGGAAAGUAUUUUCCCCUGCGAGAAGAGCAAAAGCUACUUUGAAUGAGAAUAAAGUUGCCAUGAGUGGAAGUAGAAAAAAGGAAUAUUUUCCUAUGAAUUUGAUUCCAAAUGCUGAAUUUUUUAAUAAAGAUUCUUCGAAUAAUAAUUUGUUGUCCAGUUCGGGAAUCCAAAGAAAACAAUUCCUGAAUCAAAGGAACUCGAAAAUUCAGGAAAGAAAAGAGGAAAAUAGUUUGAAAUCGCCUAUUACGAAUUCCAAUAGUAUAAACAGUAAUAAAGAAAACAGUAAUAGAAUGCCUAAAGUUUCGGAGUUGAGGAAACUCUAUUCUCCUAAUUCCCGAAGAGCAGAAGAACUUCAAAAACAAAAACUAGAAGUCCCACGAAUUAACGUCACAAAAGCUUAUCCUGAAAGAAGACCGAAUAGAUUAUGUUUUAAAUGAAACAUUGGUUUUAUUAAUUUAUUUAUUUGAUUUAUUUUGAUUUGUAUGUUUUUCUUUAGUAAUUGAAAAUCUGUGAAUUAUUACAAUCUUUUAUUAUUUAAUCGAAAA
Molecule: messenger RNA, 1925 nt
Organism: Belonocnema kinseyi
Lineage: Eukaryota; Metazoa; Arthropoda; Insecta; Hymenoptera; Cynipidae
Exons: 3
Coding region: 147-1817 (556 amino acids)
Source: RefSeq, a predicted model, not a curated record